This is a messenger RNA of Aspergillus udagawae, 1962 nucleotides long. RefSeq names its product putative glucokinase regulator family protein. The transcript has 4 exons. Gene Ontology annotation, cellular component: mitochondrion; cytosol; nucleoplasm. Gene Ontology annotation, molecular function: enzyme inhibitor activity; enzyme binding; carbohydrate binding. Bases 1 to 1962 code for a protein of 653 amino acids. The record is from RefSeq and is a predicted model, not a curated record. Gene Ontology annotation, biological process: negative regulation of glucokinase activity; response to fructose; glucose homeostasis. NCBI's taxonomy places the organism in Eukaryota, Fungi, Ascomycota, Eurotiomycetes, Eurotiales, Aspergillaceae.
AUGGAUCUAGCCGGCCUGUCGCAGCUUCAGACCGAAGCCGUCAACCCCCGGACGGCGCGGAUCGACCAGAUCUCGACCCUGGAGAUGUGCCGAUUGAUCAACGAAGAGGAUCACCGUGUCGCGCCUAGUGUCACACUAUGCCUCCCCGAAAUUGCCGCUGCCAUUGAUGCGCUAACUCCGCGCGUGCGAAAUUGCGGACGAGUUAUCUACGUGGGUGCAGGGACCAGUGGAAGACUCGGCAUCCUCGAUGCAUCCGAGAUUCCUCCGACAUUUGCUGCUCCGCCAUCGCAGUUUGUCGGGCUGAUCGCGGGCGGCGAUGCUGCCAUUCGACGAGCACAAGAAGGAGCCGAAGAUAGUGUCGCUGCGGGCGAGGCAGACAUGGAAGCUCUGAACCUCAACCCGGACCUGGACAGCGUAAUUGGCAUAGCUGCGUCCGGUCGUACGCCGUAUGUUCUCGGAUGUUUGGCAUUCGCGAAGAAGAUCGGCUGCCUCACUAUCGGUGUGGUCUGCGCUUCGCCGUCGGCAAUGGGGACAUCGGGAACCGUCGACUUCCUGAUUGCUCCGCUGCCGGGGCCGGAGGUUGUCACAGGCAGCACCCGGCUGAAGGCGGGAACGGCUACCAAGCUGGUGCUGAAUAUGCUUAGCACUGGCACCAUGAUCCGGACGGGCAAGACUUAUGGAAAUCUGAUGGUAGAUCUUGUAGCCUCCAAUCUGAAGCUGGAACAACGAUCGCGCAAUAUCCUGCGAAGGCUGAGUGCACGCUGCGCCGGUAUGACGGACGCGGAGCUGGACGCUUUGCUCGCAAGAUGUAAAGGAAAGGUGAAAUUAGCUCUUCUCGUGGCCGAGACGGGACACCCGAUUGGACAGUGCGCGGAGAGGUUGGCAUCUGCUGGGGGUGUGCUCGCUAAUGCUUUAGAGACAUCUUUGGCCAAGGAUGUACAGUCCCCUGCCAAAGACAGGCAAUAUGUGCUCUGCAUUGACGGCGGAGGGACCAAGUGCGCGGCCGUCAUCGCGGACCUGACAGGCACCGUCGUUGGGCGAGGGACAACAGGUCCAUGUAAUCUGACUGACGGCAACGGCAUGGAGGAGGUAGUUCAGACGCUUAUGGCUGCUACAAAGGAAGCUUUGGCCACCAUUCCUUCCUCAGAGUGCCAUCUCCAGUCGCUUUUCAAGUCAGUCUGGAUUGGUUUGGCGGGCAUUGACCGGAAGAACUUCCGGGAGUCGCUCUUACCAAAGCUCUGCUUGCUCUUUGGAUUGACUGAGAAGGAAAUCCGACUGACAAAUGACGUGGAUCUGCUGGCGGCCGCUGCAACUCCCCACCCAGACUGUUCAUCUGCAGUAGUUGUGAUUGCUGGCACCGGGAGCGUCGCCAUGCGAUACAAUCGAAGUGAGGAUGGCAAUGAGUACUCCCGAGUCGCUCGAUCCGGCGGCUGGGGACACAUCUUGGGUGAUGAAGGAGGGGGAUAUGCCAUCGGGCUGGAGGCCAUCAAAUACACCUUGGCCGUUCUCGAGGAGAUAAGACUCGGAAUACGCAUUAAGCCCCUGGGACGUUUGGAGCAGGCGGUUCUUGAACAACUGGGAUGUGCCACCUGCGGGCCAAAGCAGAUUGAUCUCGUCAGUGAAAUCCUGGUUCAGCAGCACAAGCAGACGAUCAAAUCUCGUAUUGCAGGUGUUGCCCAAGUGGUGCUCAGCAUGAACGGACAGUAUGACACUGCCUCGACCAUUGUCGGUCGACAAAUUGACUAUUUGGCAAAUCGAACUGUAGGACGUCUGUUGGAUCCUGCUUGUGCUGGAUACGUCCCUACGGAACGUACCGGUCUGAUCCUUUCUGGCAGCAUUCUCAACAAUCAGCCUUACCAGGAUCAAUUUCUGGAUGUCCUCAAGAAAGAGGCCCGGUUCGCCUAUAUCGAGAGGGUAUCUGAUGCGGGCCUCCUGGGCGUAAAACAUCUGAUAUCGUCUUGA